Messenger RNA from Cynara cardunculus var. scolymus (artichoke), 958 nucleotides. RefSeq names its product 40S ribosomal protein S9-2-like. Gene Ontology annotation, biological process: positive regulation of translational fidelity; translation. The transcript is spliced from 3 exons. Lineage: Eukaryota; Viridiplantae; Streptophyta; Magnoliopsida; Asterales; Asteraceae. Gene Ontology annotation, molecular function: rRNA binding; structural constituent of ribosome. Gene Ontology annotation, cellular component: cytosolic small ribosomal subunit. The record is from RefSeq and is a predicted model, not a curated record. The coding region runs from base 87 to 680 and encodes 197 amino acids.
GGUCGUCUACUUCAGAAGCAGCGGUGGCCGCCGGGAGCGAGAGCAAGAUAUCGAUCGAGUAGCCGCCGGAUCGACGUCGAACAACAAUGGUUCACGUCCCCUUCUAUCGCAACUAUGGUAAGACUUUUAAGAAGCCCCGUCGUCCUUAUGAAAAGGAGCGGUUGGAUGCUGAGUUGAAGCUUGUUGGAGAGUAUGGUCUUCGAUGCAAAAGGGAGCUUUGGAGGGUGCAAUAUGCCCUUAGUCGCAUUCGUAAUGCCGCAAGAAUGCUUUUGACCCUUGAGGAGAAGGACCCACGUAGGAUUUUUGAGGGUGAAGCCCUUAUGAGGAGGAUGAACAGGUAUGGUCUUUUGGAUGAGAGUCAGAACAAGCUUGAUUAUGUGCUGGCCCUUACCGUGGAGAACUUCCUUGAGCGACGUCUCCAGACACUUGUGUUCAAGACUGGUAUGGCCAAGUCUAUCCACCAUGCUAGAGUUCUCAUCAAGCAGAGACACAUCAGGGUGGGAAGGCAGGUGGUGAAUGUACCAUCCUUCAUGGUGAGAGUGGACUCACAGAAGCACAUAGACUUCUCACUCACAAGUCCGUUUGGCGGUGGCCGACCUGGCAGGGUUAAGCGAAAGAACCAGAAGGCAGCUGCAAAGAAGGCUGCUGGUGGAGAUGCUGACGAGGAUGACGAAGAAUGAACUGACUUGCAUUUGAGUCCUAUGAGUACUUGUUAUCUUGGUAAUAACUCAUUGUAGGAAGUUUUGGUUGCUUUGCCAAUCUUUUUGUUGCCGUUUAUGGAUUUAAUUGAUGAUAGGUUGAUUUUUGCAUUGGAGGUUUUGCUUAAAUUUUUGUGAUUGAUUAAAAUUUGGGAUUAUAUCUCUUGCCAUUUUCGGUUUCUGGACCUAUAGGUGUAUUGUGAGAAAAUAUGGGCCAUUAUUGGUUAAAAAUCUAAUGGAUUUAGGUGGAAUUGGUCUAA